GGAAUCAUCCUCCGGCCUCGGAGCUGCUGCUGCUGCUGCUGCUGCCGCUGCUGCUGCUUUUGGGGCUGAGUUUAAUAAGCGAGCGAGCGCGGGGUGGGGGCAAAAAAGAAAGAAAGAAAAAAAAAAGGGCAGAGAAUGUCCGCCAUCUACCCUCCGCUCCCGGGCGCGCUCUCAUUCAUAGCAGCCUCUUCAUGAAUUACAGCUGAGGGGGGGCGGGGGACGGGGUACCACACAGCACCCCAGCAAACCUCCGGGCCCCCAGGCAUGGCUAGCUCGUGUGCCGUGCAGGUGAAGCUGGAGCUGGGGCACCGCGCCCAGGUGAGGAAAAAACCCACCGUGGAGGGCUUCACCCACGACUGGAUGGUGUUCGUGCGCGGCCCGGAGCACAGUAACAUACAGCACUUUGUGGAGAAAGUCGUCUUCCACUUGCACGAAAGCUUUCCUAGGCCAAAAAGAGUGUGCAAAGAUCCUCCUUACAAAGUAGAAGAAUCUGGGUAUGCUGGUUUCAUUUUGCCAAUUGAGGUCUAUUUUAAAAACAAGGAAGAACCUAAGAAAGUUCGCUUUGAUUAUGACUUAUUCUUGCAUCUUGAAGGCCAUCCACCCGUGAAUCACCUCCGCUGUGAAAAGCUAACUUUCAACAACCCCACAGAGGAUUUUAGAAGAAAGUUGCUGAAGGCAGGAGGGGAUCCCAAUAGGAGCAUCCAUACCAGCAGCAGCAGCAGCAGCAGUAGCAGCAGCAGCAGCAGCAGCAGCAGCAGUAGUAGCAGUAGCAGCAGCAGCAGCAGUAGCAGCAGCAGCAGCAGCAGUAGCAGCAGUAGCAGCAGCAGCAGCAGCAGUAGUACCAGUUUUUCAAAGCCUCACAAAUUAAUGAAGGAGCACAAGGAAAAACCCUCUAAAGACUCCAGAGAACAUAAAAGUGCCUUCAAAGAACCUUCCAGGGAUCACAACAAAUCUUCCAAAGAAUCCUCUAAGAAACCCAAAGAAAAUAAAGCACUGAAAGAAGAGAAAAUAGUUCCUAAGAUGGCCUUCAAGGAACCUAAACCCAUGUCAAAAGAACCAAAACCAGACAGUAACUUACUCACCAUCACCAGUGGACAGCAAGACAAGAAGGCUCCUAGUAAAAGGCCCCCAAUUUCAGAUUCAGAAGAACUUUCAGCCAAAAAAAGAAAAAAGAGUAGCUCAGAGGCUCUAUUUAAAAGUUUUUCUAGUGCACCACCGCUGAUACUCACUUGUUCUGCUGACAAAAAACAGAUAAAAGAUAAAUCUCAUGUCAAGAUGGGAAAGGUCAAAAUUGAAAGUGAGACAUCAGAGAAGAAAAAAUCAACUUUACCACCAUUUGAUGACAUUGUGGAUCCCAAUGAUUCAGACGUGGAGGAGAAUAUGUCCUCUAAAUCUGAUUCUGAACAACCCAGUCCUGCCAGUUCCAGCUCCAGCUCCAGCUCUAGCUUCACUCCGUCCCAGACCAGACAACAAGGUCCUUUAAGGUCUAUAAUGAAAGAUUUGCAUUCCGAUGACAAUGAGGAAGAAUCAGAUGAGGCAGAGGAUAAUGACAAUGACUCAGAGAUGGAGAGACCUGUAAAUAGAGGAGGCAGCAGAAGUCGCAGAGUUAGCUUAAGUGAUGGCAGUGAUAGUGAAAGCAGUUCUGCAUCUUCACCCCUACAUCAUGAACCCCCACCACCUUUAUUAAAAACCAACAACAACCAGAUUCUUGAAGUGAAAAGUCCAAUAAAGCAAAGCAAAUCAGAUAAGCAAAUAAAGAAUGGCGAAUGUGACAAGGCAUACCUAGAUGAACUGGUAGAGCUUCACAGAAGGCUGAUGACGCUGAGGGAAAGACACAUUUUACAGCAGAUCGUGAACCUCAUAGAAGAAACUGGACACUUUCAUAUCACAAACACAACAUUUGAUUUUGAUCUUUGCUCGCUGGAUAAAACCACAGUCCGUAAACUACAGAGUUACCUGGAAACAUCUGGAACAUCCUGAGGAUACAACUGGAUGCAUCAAAAACUCUUGGAUUUUGUUUUUUUUUUGGGGGGGGUGGGUGGGUGGGUGUGAUUUUUGUUGUUGUUGUUUAUAUGAAAACAGUCAGAAUGAUGCAACCAAAAGGGAAAAAAUAAAAAUCAAACAACCUUCAGCUUUAUUUUUCUUUAAAGCCAGUCAUCAUCUCUUGACAAAGGAGAGGUUAAGCAAACCAGCCUCAGCAGACCACUCUUCUCUCCAAGGAAAUCCCCGGGAAGAGUUAGCCUGGAUAGCCUUGAAAACAAACAAAUCCAACACAACACAAGAAAACUUAAAGAAUGUGUAUGGUAUCUUAUAUCUCUCUCUCUGGUGGUUCGUUCCAAAGGACGAAUGCAUAUUCAACACACUGCCUUAUUACGUAACUGAUCUAUUUAUUAUCGCAUACAGAUAUCCUAAAGUCUUUGGGAGAAUGAUACCAGACAUAAGUACUUGGUCUCAUGGAUGCUCUAUCAAUGCAGCACCCUUGCCAUCCCAAACCCAGUGACCUUACUCGUGUACCCUGCCACUCUCCAACAAAUUCUUCUAAGUCCUUAACAUGUUGCAGUCUCUGUUUUCCACUUUUUGUUUUUCCAGUUCCAGGACACAAAUUAUCAACUGGGGUUUGAGAGGGUAGGCGCCAGGGAGGGACCAAAUAACCACCUUGAUUUUCUUCUUUGUGGUCUUUUUCCUGAAAGUUGGGACCUUGCCCUUGGCUGUAUCCGUGUAAUGAUCCCGGACCAUGGUAGAAAAUGCACCAAAUAGGAUCAUACGAAUUCCUCUCUAGCCUUAGUCAAUAAGCCCAUAGGACUUUAAAACAAAAGUGUACCUGUAAAUGUCCUGAAUCUAGCAUUGUUGAGCUGCCAUCAACAUGCUUGUGUCUGUUUCCUGUCAUAAGAUUAGGUAAAUAUGGAUGUAAAGGCAUUCUACAGGAUCAUCAUUUUUAAAAGAAAAGAAAUCUGUUUUCUAAAAUGUUGUAGAAAAUCUUGAUUUGGAUCUAUUUAUUAGUAAGAGAUUCAGCUUUCUUUAGCUGCCAAUGUGUUACACAUCUUUACAGUAAAACUUGGAAUAAGAGAUUUUGGUUUGUUCAUAAAUGAUUCUCCUAGACUGUUUUAUAUUUGAAAAAUUAAAACCUUUGGGGAGAAAUUCUUGGUUAUUCUGCCAUAAAAGUUUAUGUAUUAACUUGUAGAUUCAUGGUUUGGUAUCUGUUUAGUUACUAAUGUGACAAAAAAGUUUUCUGUAUUGGUGAAAGUAAAGAUGAUUGGGGAGUGGGCAUAUUUUCUUUUUCUUCUUGUUGUACCUAUGUUUUGAAACUAGAAAUCUGUCCUGUGGCAUGCAAAAGAAAGCAUUAUUUUUAAAAGAAAAAGAAAAACACGUAAUACUUUUGGUGUCAUUAUUCUAUCUUCUCUGUAAAUGGAAACAUGGAAAGGGAGAAUAGCUUCCAAGUUUCACUAGAAAACUCAACUGAAAAGACAAGAAAUGAAGAAAUGCUUCCGGAUCCAAAGGUUCAUCACUGGGUCAGCCUUAAGAAAGUCUGUGUGUGCUCAUCAAUGAAUAUCGCCCUUGCUUGUUCCCGUGGUGCCAGAUGCUGGCUUUUCAUCCAGAUACUAACUAGUGUGUGUACAGAAAAUGGGCUUUCCAUACCCAUUCAUUUGAGUAGUAAUGUAAAUGCAGAUUGAUAAUGGAAUGUUUCUGCAUUUUAUAAGGGGGAUUUUUUUUUACACUGUUUCUGUCUAUCCAAAGAAACUAUUUUUUUUUCCUUUGAAACAAUUAUGAUACAGCCAUGAUCCUUGUAAAUUACUUUUAUGAAGUGUCUUCCCAGAGGACAAGUGUACUUUUUCAAGAAUGUUGGGCUUUUUAAUGAUUGGCAUGAACCGUACUUGAGACAUUUGUUGUGUCAUCCACUUCUUGAUGUAUAAUUGCAGAGGUACUUUCUGAGUCAUUUUAGACAUUAGUUAAACGUUCAAAUGAAUGAUGAAUCAUGUGGUUUAGCUGUGUUUUAUUUUUAACUUGGGCAAAAGGAAAGGGCAAUACAUAUAGAGAAAUGUUUGCAAAAUUUCUUACUGUGUAUUGAUGUAUUUUAAUUAAACCAGAAUUUAUGUGGUUUAAUUAAUAUACCUGUGUUUUAAACUACACUUAAUCUUAGCCAAAAGGCCAAGAAGCAAUUCUGUGCUUGUUAAACUAAGAACUUGUACAUGUAGUUUGGGCCAUUUUUUAUUUCUGUAACUAUUUUUUGUAAGAGCUGAUUUUUUUUCCUUUAGUUACUAGAAAGGAACUAGGUCAGACAAAAAGUUUCCAAAAAUAGGAGAGGGAAGAAAAUAAUAAUGGCAGCUAUUUUAGUGAUAAACUUUAGAUCUGAAAACUAAGUAGAAAAGCAAAUGUCUUCAGCAUAUAAAAUAUGAGUUUUCAAAUUGAUAAUAAAAUCCAGAAUAAUUUUCAAUUUAAUACCCUUAAGAAAACGACUUUACACAGAAUUUUGAUCAGGAAAGUGUCAUGUUGUUUUUUCUAAAGUGAUAAUUUUACUGUCAUCAUCUUGGUUUUUUAAAUACAGAAAAUGUAAAUAUUUUUAAUUGACCUUAAAGAGUUAUAAUACCUCCCUUCAAGUAACCCACUUGAUUCCGCUGUAUUUUAUACACUCAAAUUUGAAACUCAUCAAGAACACCUUUGACACACAUAACCCAACAAUGGCUUUGAUUUACUUUUAAGCACAAGAGGAAAAUGGCAGGUUUAAUUUCUUUGCUGUGAAUAUGUGUGUACACACAUACAUAUCUAUAAAUAGUUCAAAUAAAAUUGAAUGUGAAGUUUGGAUAACAAGAGUAUGAUAAACUUUCUUUGCCAUUAAUAUAUACAGGAAGAACAAUAUUCACAUAGAACUUCUGUUCCUCCUUACUAAUUAGCUUUUGCCACUGGUUUGAAGCAAGAGAUAUUUGAGCAGAGAUCUUUCUAUCUUAGGUUAUAAUAGACAUGGUAGCAAACAAACAAAAACAGGUUUGCAAUUAUUUUUGUCUUUAAUACAACCUGCCUCUCUUACCACUAGAUUGAUAAAUAGAUGUGUCUAGAUAUACUUGCGUAUUGUGUCAAGGUAGGGAAGAACAUAAAAACCACACGUAUUGGGAGACAAAAUCUUCAUUAAAAUCUUGUUCAAAGAGUGUCCUAAACAUUUUUUAAUUGCUAAGCAAAUCUAUUUAAUCUGAAUAAUUGCCUUUUUGUAGGAAGGGUCAAUAAAGUUCUACUAGUAAAAGGUUUCUUCCACUAGAAACAGUUUUUGUUGGAUGCCUUUUAUAUAUCUACCUGACCUUCAAAAAAAUUACCCAUUACCAUCCCAAGCCUAACAAAUGUAGUUAAAAUAACUAUUGAGGGGAUACUACUUGUAGAAUGUUUUCACCUUACCUACUUAAUGAAGUUGGAUAUUUGGUGUUGGGAAUGGUCAGUGUCUGUGUUUGGUGGCUUGUGCUCAUUUUUCUCACUGUGGAAGUGAUCAGCUCUGGAGUAAUUUGCCAUGUGCUUAUAACUUCCAUUCUUUAGCAUUUUGUGUACUAAUGCUGUGUUUGCUCUUCUAUUUAUAUAUAUACGUAUAAAUAUUAUAUCAGUGCUCUUGCCGUGGACUGUUGUUCUAAAGCUAUGACUAUGAUGUAGAGACUACUACAGCUGCAGUGAAUGUUAAGAAGUCCAUUACCGUGGUUGAGUUUAGCAUUGGGCCCAGUGUCUAUAUCUCUUGAUCUUUCUUGUUUUAUAUGAUGCUUCUUAUUACGUAGGCUCUGUCAUCCCUGAAUAUUCCUUAAGAAGAUGCAUCAAAGAAGAGGUGAAUUCAAAAGGAAGACAAAGCCACCACUGUCUGUAAACUGUAAAUAUGUAUUUUGGCACUUGUACUCCAGUAUUCAUGAAAAUAGUCAUGGAAAUGCUGACAGAUCCUUAAUAGUUGCCAGAGCUACCAUGCAGUGAAAAAAUAAAUUAAGUAACAGUGUAUUGUUGAGAUUAACAGUGCAGGGCUGAUACAUUUUAUAAAUCUGUCAGUAUCUUUUCAAUGGUGUGUAUAUGUGUAGUUACAUUGAAAGAAAACUGUGUGUGUACAUGGUUUCAUGUGAAUUACAAAGCACACAUAAGAUGUAUUUCCCAUCUCUACAACCUGUGUUGAAAUGUAAGUACAGAUGCACAGAAAUAGGUGUUUUACUUAAAUUUGUUUCUAAUCUGUUGUGGUUCCGUUUUCUUUACAUUGUGUAUUGUUGCUGAUUUAAGAGUUGAUUGGACAAAGUUUGGCUUUAUUUUGCAUACAGGAAAAAUUAUUCUCCAAGCUUUUUCUUAAGAAGUGAUGCUGUUCCUGAAGAAGCAAUAGGGAGAUAACAAUGCACCCCAGAGCAGCUGAGGACAGAGUUCAUGUCUCAUUCUUUGGAUCCCCAGUGUGUAUUACCAUUUGCUAUAUCCUGAAGACAGCAUGUUGUUUGAGCUGUGUAGGUAGAUACAAAAUAGUGAGGCACAUUCUUGGAAUAAAUGGGGUUAUUUAUGCAUGAUGUUAUUUUUUUCUUUUCCUCUGUUCCUUUGAAAGAUUGGUUCAUAAACUACACAAUGUAUAUAGCUAGACAGUCAAUCUUACACAGAGCCUGCAUUUGCUUUAGAAAUUCUACCUUGAUUACGCAAGGAGUAGGCAAAUCACAACAAAGAAAAUAAAAUACAUUCAGUUUGGCUAAUAAACAAGGAAUUGGAUGUGAUGUUCUCUUGAAUAGUAAAAAGACUCAUCAAAUUUGAGAAACUGAUCUUAUUUGCUUUCAAGCUGACAAGCCAUUUAGGGGAUUAUAAUGAACUUCUUUAUCAACUUGGAACCGGUCUUAGAUUGGAAUCAUCAGUCCCAGAUAGGCUGGGGUGUGCCAAACCUUCCUAAUGCCCACACUUCCAUUACAUGAAUUUGCCUUCUAUCAACAUAUACAUUCAUUUAUUUGAAAUAGCAGCCUUGCAUCGGCUGCAGCAUUGGGGAGAGUGUACAGACCAGCCUCGUGGUUACUGAAAACAGUUCAGGCUGUGGUCCCCAAGCAAUUUCUUCAAGGAAUGCCUCAUAUCAAAUAUUUUCCCUUGAAGCAUGUCCUCUAGGUCUUUCAGAGUUUUGUCUGCACUUGAAUAUGUAAGGAAACCCAGAAAGGAGACACAUGAACCAAGGCCCAAUGCCCAGACUGGUUGGUAAUCCUGGGACAUAGUGUCCAAAAUUGAUGACCUUGUUUUGUUUUUGUUUUUGUUUUUCCUGAUUAGUAGAGCAGCUGAGGGUGUUUCAUUGGUUUCCUUGCCUAGAGGAUAGCAUCCAAUAUAACAUGCCAAGCCCGUUUCCAUGCCUCUGCUUUUUCUGCCAGUGGUAGUAUCCACACCCUCUUAUUUAUGUGGGCCCCUUCUUCAGAGGCAUUUCUAGCCUUUUCCAGAGGUUGUUAAAGCACCCUGGGCUCCCGGCUUGCACUCUUGCUCUUCCACUUAAUUAAAGGUGUAUAACCCUUAUGGACCCCCAGAAUUAGUGAGAGAAAUAUAUAUCACAAGUUGGAAAGUACUCCAGUAAUUGUAACUGGACCCUGUUGCUCUUAAAUAACAGCAAAAAUGACCUACCACCAGCACUGGGAAAGCUACUGUCUUCGCAUUAGAGGAACUCAGAUGCUGUUGUGGCCCCCGGAAGGAGUGGAGAGGGAGAUGGUGAGUAAAGGGAAAGCUAUUCGCUUAUUUUCUGCUCAUAAUCAUGUCUUCCUAGUACAAGCAGCCCCCACUGCAGAGCUCUGAAGUUUCAAAAGAGUAGAAAAGGAUAAAUCCAAGCCAUUAAAAGAAAAUAAUCAAAGCUAUUGAAAAGAUAAAACAAAUGAGUUGCACUAAAAGGGCCGUCUGUGCAAGUAAUAAGGUUGAAAUACUGAUACUGAUUUCCUAGCUGAACAGCAUUCCUCACACAUGUGGUUUGUGUAUCCGCGUCUGGGUGGGUGGUCUGCUGAACAGUGCUAAACACAGCAAGAUGGCUUAGUUUUUGACCAGUGGAGAGAAGCUUUAGAACAAGCUCAGCCCGUGGCAUCUAUAGUCCCUGCAACAUAAAAAGGCUUUCCUUUUGAUUUGUUCAGGGAGGGAAAGUUUUAACUUGGCUUAUUCAUUUAAAUUGGAAUCCCUAUUCUGCACAGGACCAAUCAAAAGGCAGGAGUAUGUGAGAGACAAUUAAAGAGAGAAUGUGUGUUUAAGCAAUUCCUUGUUCUCAUUCCAGUCCUAGGGUGUGGAUGUGCAGCAUAGAAUAAAAAUAAUUCUCCAAUUUUUUUCUAAUAUGUUUCCUGGAUGUUAGACACCUAUAAAGAUCCCUUUUGAGAAUAAUGCUUUUUCCAGGAACGUCUUGGUCUAGGUAGGAAAUGAAAGCAUUUUAAAGGCAUAUUAUGAAUGCCAUCAGUUCACCCAUACUAAUGCUGUAUGACGCAUACUCAGUGGGGAGAGGUUUGUUAAAGGAUCGUUCUUGUAUUCAGGAAACAAGAAACUAUGCUGACUUUUGACAGAUGGGAAUUUUCAUCAACUCUUAAGACAGGUUGCUUCGUGAAUAUCUUUCAGAAUUGCUAGAUGUUGCAGUUUUUGUUUUCAUGUUUUCUCAUUUGGCCAGGGGCAGGGGCUAGAUCGUUGUCUUUCCGACUAUAGUGUUUAUUUAUAGGUUUGUGUCUGUCUCCUUCUCUGGUGUGGAAGCUGUUUGAGGGCACAGAUUUUGAUUUGUUCACUGCUGACUGUUGAAUGCCUGGAACAAUUCCAAGGUAAAUGAGGCACCUGUAUCUGUUGAAGCAAAGUGUGGAAACCUUUUGUGAAACAACUGAUGCCUUUUAAUGUUUCACCAAAAAAAAAAAAAAAAAAGUUAAAUGUUCAAAUAAGCUAGAGGAAAUGCCUAAUAUAUGACCCUUUUGUAAAUUCACAGCUCACUAAAUUACUGUCUCUCGGAGGGCAGAUAUUCUAGCAACCAAUUUGCCUAAUAAUGCUAUUUUCCUAAAUUAUAUAUGUUGCAACGAUAGAUACAUGGAACAACAGAUGUUUUGCUGGAAGUUUCCUUGAUCAAAACAUCUUUUCUAAUAUGUUAAUUCUUUACGUUUUACAAUAGUUUGGGGCAGUUUAGAAACUUUGAGAAAAAUAGCACAGCUACAAACAGCCUCCUAAGCAGUUUUUGACAGGGAGAUGGUUUAGGUGAUCAUUUAACACAUUCUCUAAGCUGGAACACUGUUGAGAAUUAAAAAGGACAUCAUAAAUGAUGCAAGAACAGCACAAGUAAACUGGUACCACCUGACAGAUCAGGAUAUUUGGUCACCCUAGUUGGAAGGAACACACUUUGGGCCACACUGAACUGACACUGGCAUUUGUAAGAUAAGCGGGUUUCGUUGGACUGGUGUAUAAAAGAAAAAGUAUUUUCCUUGCCCAUGGCAAGAUUUAUGGCUGACAUCCCUACAGCAAAAACAGGUUAACAAUAGACACCUAAGAAAUUUGUUUAGCCGGUUUUGUGUGACUUGGGAGGCUUAAGAAA
This is a messenger RNA of Ochotona curzoniae (black-lipped pika), 9484 nucleotides long. It is a transcript of the gene MLLT3, whose product is annotated as MLLT3 super elongation complex subunit. Bases 265 to 1980 code for a protein of 571 amino acids. The transcript is spliced from 11 exons. NCBI's taxonomy places the organism in Eukaryota, Metazoa, Chordata, Mammalia, Lagomorpha, Ochotonidae. Gene Ontology annotation, biological process: regulation of DNA-templated transcription. Gene Ontology annotation, cellular component: super elongation complex. The record is from RefSeq and is a predicted model, not a curated record.